AUGGGAUGGUCAACGGACAGUGACGAAGGGGACGAAGAGAAUGAUGAAUGUGAAGUUGAGAAGAUGACUCGCUCUGUGAUUGAGCAUGGACGUCACGGUGCGAGACGGAAGCGAAGAACACGCAAGGAGUGGUUUACAAGGAGUCUUAUUUUUGCUAACGGUAACGACACUGUGUGGGUCUGCAUCUAUAAUAGACAUUUCAAUCAGUACCGCAGUUAG
This is a messenger RNA of Anisakis simplex (herring worm), 219 nucleotides long. Lineage: Eukaryota; Metazoa; Nematoda; Chromadorea; Rhabditida; Anisakidae. The record is from the annotation of a GenBank genome assembly.